Molecule: messenger RNA, 1278 nt
Organism: Magnolia sinica
Lineage: Eukaryota; Viridiplantae; Streptophyta; Magnoliopsida; Magnoliales; Magnoliaceae
Exons: 6
Coding region: 211-924 (237 amino acids)
Source: RefSeq, a predicted model, not a curated record
GGAGACUUCGGCCUCUUUGUAGCGGCUUUUCAGUCUCCUCAUUUCGCACGAAAGCGCGAAGUCUCGUGUUCGGAACUAGAAAGAUGUAGUUUUUUUGUUUUUCCCUUUUAAAAGCUUCUUUCUCUGUUUGAGGAUUCUGGUAUUGAAAUCCGUCGACAUUCCAUGGUUUUGGAUUUGAAUCUUCUUCUGUAAUCUGGUCUGGUAUAUUCAAUGGCGGAAAGAGAAGGGAAUAGCUGCGAUUUUUAUGCGGUUUUGGGGUUGAAGAAGGAGUGCUCGGCUUCGGAGCUGAGAAACGCGUAUAAGAAGCUUGCUCUGAGAUGGCAUCCGGACCGUUGCUCUGCUUCUGGGAAUUCAAAAUUCGUGGAAGAAGCGAAGAAGAAAUUCCAGGCAAUACAGGAAGCUUAUUCAGUCCUAUCUGACGCGAGUAAAAGGUUUCUAUACGACGUAGGAGCCUACGACAGUGAUGAUGAUGAAAACGAAAUGGGCGAUUUCUUGGGGGAAAUGGCUGCUAUGAUGAGUCAGAGCAAGCCCAAUGAGAAUGGGGUGGAGAGCCUGGAGGAGCUGCAGGAACUGUUCGAUGAAAUGUUCCAACGAGACAUGGACGGCAUCGGUUCCACUUCUCAAAGCGCUGCUGACUAUGACCCUUCCUCUUGCAAUUUCUCCUGUUCCUCUAACAACAGUGGCGGCGGCGGCGGCGGCGGCAACAAGAGAGACUCCGCUGAUAUGAAUUCGGGAAAGGCGAAAACCGCUGCGGCCUGUUUCGACUUCUCGGGCUUUGAAUCGGGUCCGGGUUUUUGCUUUGGGGCGGAGAAUGCGGAAGAAGGCUCGAGGGGUAGAAGCGGGGGUAAGCGAAGGAACGGUCGGAAACAGAAGGUCUCUUCUGGACACGACGUGUCGUCCCGAAACGAGAAGAUUUCGGCCUGAAAUACCGAUCCCUUGCGCCCUAUCUUCAAUCUCUUCCAUUCGCGACGGACCGAAACGGAAUGAUUGCUGGAAAAGCAGAUGCGCGCGCGUGGAAAGCUGUUGUUGUCAAACGCGGUGUUUCCUGUCAGACCCAAAAGUCGGUUUGUGCUGUGGGGUUCGCGUUUUAAGCCCACCUCUCUGCUUUCUGUUUCUCGAGUUUGGGAUUUCAAGCUGCAAAUCUCUCUCGUUCUCUUGUUUCCAUUACAGUUGAGUCGACUCAACGAUUCCUGCAAGAUUUCUUAACCACUGUUUGGAGUGGAUUUGUAAAAUGGAUAUCUGAAUUAGUAUUAAAUCCGAUUUAGUUGUUGGUUGAAA